Messenger RNA from Ectocarpus sp. CCAP 1310/34, 3672 nucleotides. NCBI's taxonomy places the organism in Eukaryota, Phaeophyceae, Ectocarpales, Ectocarpaceae. The record is from the annotation of a GenBank genome assembly.
AUGUGCCGGGAGCACGCCGGGCCAGGUUGGGUAGAUGUCGUCCGCAUCGGAGGAGGGAGUGAGGAUAACACCACAGCGGUGGGCGACAGAGCGAUAGAUGCACCGGUGCGACGGGAAGAAACAACGGGGGGAAUGAUUGAUUGUCGUCGGUGUUCUGUUUGCGCUGCGGUCGGCAGGAGUGGGUGCAACAGCGACAGCAGCAGCAACAACCACAUCAACACCGGUGGCGGUAGCAACGUCGAUCCUGGGGGCCCCGCGGUUGGGGGUGGGGAGGGGAGUGACGCGAGAGCUAGCGCCGCGGGCGCCCUCGGCGGGGUGACCAGGCCAGGGCGCUUGUUGGGCAGGCCCAAGGGCGUCAAUGACCAGUGCCCACAUCCCAACAGCAAGCACUACUGCCACGGGAAGUGCAAGGUUUGCUACAUGAAGGAGUAUAACCAGAAGACUCGCAUGCAGGGUGCGGCGGCGCAAGCGACUUCAUCGCAAGCUACUUCAUCGCGAGCGACUUUGGCGCAACGCACUACUGCUGGCGAGGCUGUGCCGGAGGGACAAGCCGGUGGCACCACCAUUUCGGACAAACAUUGGCGCAGAACGGUGUCGAGCUGCGAGCACGCUGACGCUCCCCACUACGGGAAGGGCUUCUGCAGACCUUGCUACAUGGUGAGCGGAGAGGGCGCCAAGAAAGAUAGAGGGGCAUUUUGUGGUAGGGAGUACAACAAAGCCAAGCGGCGAGGGGAGAACGUGGUGCGGCUUAACUGCCCUCGGCCGGAGGCGUCGCCGUCGUCGACGCCCGCCGCCGCCGCCGCCGCCACCGGUGCGCCGGCGAGCUCCGCGAAAGAGGGCGGCAACGGCGUCGGUGGUGGGUCCUCCUCGUCUUUCUCUUGGCCGUCUUCCAAGACGGGGGGGAAGCUAGCGCUAGCGCCGACCCCACCCCCAGUGACGGCGGCGAUUUCGGCGGCAGCGGCGGCGGCGAUGCGGGCCUCUAGCUCCGUGCCCAAGACGACAGCACUCCCUCCCCCGAUUUGCGGGCGCUGCAAGCAGACGGAAAGGUCGUGGCCGUCUGUGCUCGUCUGCGACGGCUGCGAGGCCACGUUUCACCUUGGCUGCGCGCAUAUGUCCAGCCAGCCUUGUGGAGAGUGGUACUGCCCCCGCUGCACCUCCUUCCUGUUGGACAGCGACAGCGAGGCCGACGACGCCCCGCCGCCACCGAAAGAACAGACGGCAGCCGCAAGGGUUUCCUCUUCCGACGAGCGGCCGGCGGAGGCGUCGUCGGAGGCAACGGCGACGGUGGCGGCGGCGCUGGUGGCCCUAGCGGCGGAGGCUACGACUGCGUCGGAGAAGGCGCGAACGAGUGAGGCUGCGGCAGCCACAAGCUCAAGGGCGGUGUCCGAACCUGCCCCGGAGAAAUCACAAGGGGUCGAAGCUCCGCCCGCUCCUGGCCCGUCCUUUGACCCUGCUGUCGAAGGCAGCGCCGGGGUGGGAGGCGGAGGUUCUUCUUCAUCAUCGUCGCUGGGGAUGGCCACAACGGAUCGGGACAGCAGCGGUCCCGCUGCUGGUGCUGGUGCUGGUGCUGGCGCCGCCGCCACCGCCGCCGCCGCCGCCCCUACCCCGGGCGGCGGGGAAGCGGGAUCGGUCGCGGACGCUCCCGCUGGCGGUGGCGACGCGAGCGGCGGCGCCGCCGCCGCGAGACGUCCAGAGCGUCGAUCGGCUGCCCUGAGGACCCCCGCGGAUGGAGCGGAGGCUGCUGCUGCUGCCGCUGUUGCCCCGAAGUCAGUCGGAGGAGGAAGCUCCGCCCACCACGGCAAGACCGAUGCCGGCGGCAGGAGGCAGAAGCGGUGGUCGCUUCGAGGGGACGUGCGCGGGUGCCGGUGCCCGGACUGCGUGUCGAUCCUCCUCCAGACCGGCGGGUCGCGGCCGCCGGAGGCCUCGAGCCUGCUUGUGUCGGAGGAGGCCCGCUCCCUGCCGGCCCCCAAGAUCCCCGAGGGCACGGAGCACGGGGUAGUUAUCCCCCGCCGGGGGGGCCUGGGCGUUAAGCGGCGGCGCCAGCGCCGCUCCCCGCGGGACCCGUACGCCCUGAAGGAGGACCGACUUAGGGAGAGAGAGACGGUCCCGGCACCGAAACGUCCGGGGCGACCGCCGGGGUCCGCCAACAAGCCCAAGCCGGCGACGGGGAGGACCGGCACCGGGCGGCCGGUGGGCAGGCCGAAGGGGAGCAAGAACCGUGUUGUCGCCUCCAGCCCCGCCGCGAUCAGGUACGGCUUUGGCAGCAGCGGCCGAGAAGGUGGCGACUCCUUGCAGCGCGUCGCGCUUCCCUCCCGACGUGAGCUCGAGGUGGACACAAACGGCGGCGGCGGGUUGGGUUCGGCAUCUGCCUCUUCGGGGGAAGGGGGAGGGGGGCGGGCGGGGCUCCGGUCGACCCGGGGCCACAACAGGCGGAGGUUCCGCGGCGGCAGCGACGACGAGUGGAGUUUCGGCGGCGGGUGGGCUAGCGACAGCGACGGCGGCGGUAGCGGCAGCGGUAUCAACUACCGCUUCGGGGGUGACAAGGUCCGCCGGCGGAGGCGAGCCGCGGGCGACGUUAGCGACGAGAGCUACUCGAUGAGCGACAGCGGGAACAGCAGCAGCGGCGGCGACGGCCGGCGACGGGGACGCAAGCGGGGUCGAGGUAGCGCGGGCGCCAGCGCGGGCGCCAGCGCUGGCCCGGGCGGUGCCGGCGGAGUCGUCGUCAAGCGUGGUCCAGGCAGACCGCGGAAGACGGACUGCCCAGCGGGCGGGGGCGGCAGCGGUAGCGGCGGCGGUCGUGCCCGUGGGGCGGGGCUCACCUCGAAGCGCCAGCCGAAGGCCGCGGCGGCAGCGGCGGCGGGGGAAGGAGGCGAGACCGUUAGAAAGCGGGCCUCGCCGAGGACGUCGCGCAAGGGGGUGGUUACGGCGUGCGAACACACGGACCGACCGCUGUACUCGAGGGGGCAGUGCAAGCCGUGCUACAUGGUAGCCUACUGGAACCGCAAGCACGCGGAGCUGGGAAUAAAGCCUCGGAAGCACCGCUCGUCGGAGUGGGUAGAGAAGAAGCGAGAGCUUCAAGAAGCGGCGAGUAGAUCGGAGGGCGGCAGUGUGGGGUCAUCCGAAGGGCUGCCCAGCUCAGGGGGUGUCAACAACGCGAGCGCUUUCCCUGUCAGUAUCCCGGCGGAUAGCGCAGCGCGGCCGAGCGGUGUAGCGGCAGCAGCCACAGGCAGCAUCAGCCGCGGCGGGGGGCGCGAAGCGAUCAACCGGAAGGCCACCGGGGAUUCUGAGAACCGGCCACAGCAGGGAAUCAUUUCGGCGCCGCUCCCUCGCGCCGCUGGCCCGGGCUUGCCGGCCGGGGGCGGCGGCAGCGAGGCCUCCAACGGAGGAGGAAGCGCUGCGGCGGAAGACAAGACACGGCAGCUGGUCGCGGGGGUGGCGGCGGCGGUAUCUGCAGCGGCAGCAGCAGCAGCCGCGGCACCGGCACCCGCACCGGUGAGAGAGUACGUGUUUCCGCCAGACUUAAGGAUGGGGUACGCGGCGCGGCCGGUGGUUGCGGCGGCGACGUCCAUGGCGACUGCGCCUCCACCGACGCCAGCGUUAACGCUGCCGCCUCCGUCGUUAGCUCCGCCGGCCCUACGCAUGGCGACUCGAGCAAGGCUGUCGACCCUGUGA